This is a messenger RNA of Mycena citricolor, 5594 nucleotides long. NCBI's taxonomy places the organism in Eukaryota, Fungi, Basidiomycota, Agaricomycetes, Agaricales, Mycenaceae. The record is from the annotation of a GenBank genome assembly.
GAGACAGAGAUGAUCAGAAAAGUCAUCAGACACAGCCCGCCGCCGGCAUGCGCCCCUUCUCCUUCGCGCUGGUGACAAGUCCAGCUCGGUAACGAUACCCACAGUAUACCCCUCAUCUUGCCUCCUUCUUGCUUCCGCAGUAACUUCUUGACCUGACGUCCUUGACGAUGAGUUCCUCGCACCAGUACGAUGUGGCGGAAAUACCGCCUCCGCGACACCGGUCGAAGAGAACAAACCGUAUUUUGGGGGAUUACACCCUCAGCAAGACACUUGGCGCAGGGUCGAUGGGAAAGGUCAAGCUGGCGACGCACAAUGUUACCGGGGAACUUUACGCCGUCAAAAUUUUGCCCCGGGCUCGAAACUCCUCCCCCCAAACUCCCAAAGAAGCCAGCAAGGACGCAAGCAGGGAAGUGCGCACACUACGGGAAGCAGGCCUUUCACUCCUGCUGCACCACCCGCACGUCUGCGCCAUGUACGAGCUCAUCGUCCACCCAAACCACUACUACAUGGUCUUCGAGUAUGUCAACGGCGGCCAGCUCCUCGACUUCAUCAUAUCCCACGGUCGGCUGCGAGAAUCCAUUGCCCGGAAAUUCGCGCGUCAAAUAGCCUCAGCGCUUGCGUACUGCCAUGCAAACAACGUUGUGCAUCGGGACCUCAAGAUCGAGAACAUCUUGAUUGACCACCGGGGCGACAUUAAGAUUAUCGACUUUGGGUUGUCGAAUCUGUACGACCCUGCCUCACAUCUAUCUACAUUCUGCGGCAGUCUAUAUUUUGCGGCUCCGGAGCUGUUGAACGCGAAGCUCUAUACGGGUCCGGAGGUGGACAUCUGGUCGUUCGGGGUCGUACUCUACACCUUGGUGUGCGGCAAGGUGCCGUUCGAGGAUGAGAGUAUGCCUGCGCUACAUGCCAAGAUUAAGCGAGGGUUGGCCGAAUAUCCAGUGUGGCUUAGUCCAGAAUGCAAGCACCUGCUGUCUCGCAUGCUCGUCACCGUUCCUGCAAAACGAGCUCUUCUCACUGAGAUCAUGUCGCACCCCUGGUUCCUCCGAGCACCAUACUCUGCGCCGCCCGAAACGCAUCUCCCAACGCGGGUGCCACUCCGUGCCGAAGACAUUGACCCUGAGGUCGUUGCUCGGAUGGCUGGAUUCGAGUUCGGGAGAGAUGUCGAGGAAGUCGUCGAAAAGCUACGUGAUGUUCUCGAGAGCGACGCAUACGCCGCUGCUGUGAAAUUCUACAACGAACGGAAGGAGAAGGAGGCCCUCAAAGCACUGGAGCCGGCGGCCGAAGACACAGAGCCGCCUGCGUCGCCCACUGACGCGAAGCGCCGGAGGUUCAGCGGAUUCGACUUCUAUCGCCGACUGUUCGCCCCUUCGGCCUCAAGUUCAACAACAGCUUCGGGCUCGACAGCCACCCCGCAGCCUUGUCCGCCCGAUCCGACGAUGGGUUUCCAUCCCUUGAUCAGCAUCUACUUCCUCGCGCAAGAGAAGAUCGCUCGGGAAUCCAGCCGCGCGGAGCAAAUCAUCCAUCAUGAAGUUUUCGAGGCUCCUAAGGUCGAAAAGCAAGAGAUCAGCCGCCGUGUGGCUGACCCGCCAGCGCCACCUGAAGAGCCCUUGCAAGUGGUCGAACCUGAAAUCGUGCCGGUCGCUCGGCCCGAAGCUCCGGUUCGCACCGAUUCGGCCGUCUGGCUGACUUCCAGUCCGGCAGCGGUUGAAGCCGCAGAGCCCGCAUCGGAAGCAUCUGCUAUGGAUGGGCAUGAUCACAGCGUCGCUCAGACUCCAGAGCCAGUUCUCGAGACAAACGCUGCUGCUCCUGUUCCUGCUCCUGCAUUGUCUGAACCUGCGCCGCACGAGCCUGUGAUACAACAGCCUGAAUCUGCUCCGGCGCAGCCUAAAUCUGAGCCGGAACAGCCUGUGCCUGAACAUAUGUCGGGACAGGUUGAGCCAGAACAGACUCAGCCUACACAAGAGCAAACAGCGCCCGCCCACGAAAAAGAAUCGACCGAUACAACCGUUCAAGCCUCGCUGCCGGCGGAGAAGCACGAGAAGCCUUCGUCAGAGAAAGAGAAGGGAGGCCUAUUGCGUCGGUUUGGAAGCAUCUUUUUGGGCUCGGUCCGGCACGACGAGGUGUAUUCCGACGACAAGGAGCAGGAGCAGCCCGUCAGCCCGACCGCUACCCGGAGGAGGAGGAGAAAAGAGUCGAAGAGGACCAGUGUUCUUUUUACCGGCACGUCUAUCGUUCCCAAGCCGGUCGAGAACGCGCCAGCGGUCACCACUCCCGCUACUGAAUUCCCUCCCGAGCCUGCAUUCCCCGUUCAAGCCGAGAACGACAAGGAGAACAGCAGCGGGCCCCAGACAUCUGGAAGCGUCCGGCGACGCGCCACAACGAUUCUCGACCGCCGCACGAGCCACGAACGCCGGCGGAGCACCGCGUUUGGGGAGGGCAGCACCUUGCGCGAUAGUGCUCUUGGCGGAAUCGCGACCGUCGGGAGGAAUCGUCGGAGCUCGGUCAUUGGAUACGAGAGUGCUACGAUGCCCAAGAAGCGACAGGUUCCGGGGACCGUGCCGGAAGCCGGAUGGGAGGAGGAGCAGGCCGACCUGGAUGGGCAAAGAGACGAAACCGUGGAGAGGGAAGCCAAGCCCGUGUACUUGAAAGGGCUGUUCAGCGUGUCAACCACAUCGACGAAACCGGCUCCGGUGAUCAAGGCAGACAUCCGGCGCGUGCUGGAUGGCAUGCAAGUUCGAUACUGGCAAAGCAAGACCGGUUUCGAGUGCAUAUCUCUUCCCAGCGCCCCAUCCACUCUCAACUCGCCCACUACUCAAGCGUCGGACUCGCAACAGCAGCACGAAUUCCCGUCUUCGGGCGAUCAAAGUCCCGCGCCAACACAAUCGCGUCGUGGACUGUCCAAGCGGGUGUCCAAGCUCUCAUUCAGUGUGCGACGGGUCAAGAGCCAAGACCGCGACUUUCCCUCUCUCAAACGACGCAACGUCCCUCGGCCGCUGAGCACCAUUCUCUAUCCAUCCAACGACCAUCAAUCUCUGGUCAUCCCCGACGAGCUUGGCGGGCGUGCGUCCCUAGCCACGAAUGCCACAACGGAUGGCCAGGUGCCAUCUUCGGCUUUCUCUUUCGAGUCCCAUCUGCGAGCUAUACCAUCUGAUUUCGUGCCGGGACCCGUCAGCCCAACCACACUGGGCUCGACUGGAGAAAUCAAUCGGGAGGUACUCGAGUCGAUGGCUGCGCACGACUCUGCCAGCGUCCGCUUCGAGAUCAAUGUAGUCAAGGUGCCCCUGAUUCCUCUCCACGGGAUCCAGUUCAGACGAGCUGGCGGUGAUGGCUGGCAGUAUCAAAUGCUCGCCCGCCGCGUUUUGACUGAACUCAAGCUCUGAAUGGUGUGCUGUUCUCCUUCAUCUGUCGUCGCAAUAUAUCGCAGCAGCUUCCAUCUUUCCGCAUCUUAUUAUUCGCAUAAGUCCUCGUUGCACAUCUCCCAACUGUACUUGUAAUUUCACGCUGGUCUACUACGUACGUAGAAUGAUGAUAAUGUCUACUGCUUAAUCCACAUCCAAGUCUUCGCCGUCGACGACACGCUCGCCAUCCUCCGUGAAGGACACGUUGUUCUGCGCGAAUUGUAGCUUUCCUGCACGGGCUACAAGAUGGCCUGCUUACAGGAUGAGAUCCGGACUUGCCCACAUACUUGGUGUGAUCUGUGACGGAAUCAGCGCCAAGUCGUCGUCGUCGCUCGCCAGACACGAGCCAAGAAUCUUACAUCCAUAAGCGAGCAGCACGCCUUCUGGAUUUGUAAACUCCACCCGGGUGUAGGCCAGUUGCUUGCCCUGGGGGUGGUCGACUGGAUUGCCUACGAACUACACCGCAAAGCAGCCUGCUUACCAUCGCGAUCAGCUGUGCUUUGGCGUGCAGGACGUCUCCGGGGCGCCCAGCCGGCCGGCAGAACGAAGAUCCGAUGUCGGUCGAGACGCCCGUCUAGCAGAAGACGCAGGGAUGAAUGCAAGCCCGCGCUUCGACGUCCGGCGUACCAUGAAAUGGCCUUUGCUAGCGACGGCCAGCGAGCCCAGAGUGUCGGUCAGCGAGAGGAUCAGCCCCCCGUGCACUGGGUGCGUGGAAUCAGCCACGCUGCAGCCCUGCGAUCCACACAGAAAAACAACCUGUCUUGGGGCAUCAAACGAAGAAACUCAGUAUGGCACCGAGCAGGUCAUAUGAUUUCGCACAGUUGUAUGGCUCCACUUUCAAAGACGCGUUCACCAGCCCCGGAGUAGCAUUCAGAAUCUGAAGCUGCGUUCCACCAGUCAGAUAGAUGCAUCGGCGGGAAAAAGAACAAUUCACGUUCGGGAAACACUGCGUAUCGUGCCCUUGACGCAUGUAAGUCCUACUGUCAGUCAAUCCUCGGAACGCGUGCCUUUAUUGUCCAGGAAGGACUUCCAGACCUGCACCAGACACGAGUCAGCGGAAGAAUCAAGUGCGCGCAAAUACCGCACACGUCGAGUAUAUCUCAAACACGCUGCCAUGGGUGGAGAAGACCGGCGAUGGCGCACCGCCACACGAUGCAUCGUGCUCAACACCCUAAAGCUCUAUAAGGAAAUAGCGUACGAGAAUCAGUCUACAUCUGUUCUACCGGCUCUAUAAGCGCGCUGCCAGAAACCAUCUACACCCGGGGCAUCCAGCCAUGCCUCCGCCGUUCUAUUGGUGUCCGAAGCUUGGACCACCAGCCGGGAAUCACGAUCCGAUAUCAGCGACAGCGUUUUCCAGAUCGAGCUGUCUUCCACACAACCUGGCUGAUUCGAGCGUCGCGGCCAGUGCGACGGAAAGAUCGACACAACAAGCAUCUUCAGCGCGGGGCGCUCGACGAGGAUAGCGGCCACCUCCUCCGCAAACACCGCAUCAUUCUCUUCGUUCGCAUCUGCCCGCCGGGCGAGCGCAAAGUGCGUGAUGCGCGGCGGCCAUCCAAAAUGGGACAUGAUCGACAGCGGCGACGCCCAGACCUCCCCAGGCUCGGCUGUGCGCACAUGCGUCACGCUCUGUGCAAACGCCGUCCCAGCGUGCGUCCAGGCCACAGGAUCGUACCGUCGGAUGCAGCAUUCGGUAAUACAGCUCGGCAUCCCAGACUGCGCCAGUGCCCCCGGUCGCGUAACAAAGACCGCCCGCAGCCCGCAGCACGAGGUCAAGAUCUGCGCGAGCUGCAUCCGAAGUGUUGGCGUGAGGCAGGACUGGGGGACGGUGACCACUAGCGCUUUGACGUGGCUUUCCAGAAACUCGCGCGACUUGGUCCGCGUCGUCGCGUGGAAGCGCUGCAGCUGCUCGGCGGUAUCGAGCCGGACCCGGCGGUACAGCAAGAAGGACACAAGCGCAUUGAACGCCUGCGACACCGCGGCCAGAGUGUUGAAAUGGGUCUCGAGCAGGCUGAGCUCUACAAUCUCUAGACUGAGCUCGGUGGGAAGGUCGAGCAGGGGGGCGGGUUUGCCCCUUGCAGCAGCCACUAGUGCUACGGAGAGGGCACGGGAUCUAUGCGGGAGGGGCAUGGUGGAAGGAAGAAAGGUUGGGGGGGCCAAACAACGCGUGCCUUAUCAUAUAUAACUGGUAAAAACUUA